AUGAGUUCCAUUGCUGGAGCUGAGACCACCAACUUAGGGGAUAGUUUUACUAUCUCAAUGAUCGGGGAUACCCCAACAGCAGAUUUCUCCAAUCUUAUUGUGGAUGCAUCUGAGCCUCCACGCCUGGUCUGCAAGUUCGAGCAAGCGUCAUCAACAGUUCUGAAUCGGAUAGUGAGUCCGGACCUAAUUCCACUAAGUCUGUGGAGUUGGGGACAGAUUCGAGUUCCUCUGAGUCUGGCCCAGCCAGUUAAGAAAAAGCUACGUAGAGUUCACCCAGAUUGGGCUUUAAAGAAUAAGGAAGAAGUCACCAAACAGAUUGAGGCAGGAUUCUUGCUUGUAUCUAAAUAUCCGACGUGGUUAGCCAAUAUUGUUCCAGUUCUUAAGAAGGAUGGCAGAAUCAGAGUUUGUGUCGAUUUCAAGGAUCUGGAUAAGGCUAGUCCGAAGGAUGAUUUUCCACUGUUGUAUAUUGACGAGUUGCUAGACUUCACUGCAGGCCAUGCAUUGCUCUUGUUUAUGGACGGGUUCUCGAGGUAUAACUAG
This is a messenger RNA of Camellia sinensis, 540 nucleotides long. Lineage: Eukaryota; Viridiplantae; Streptophyta; Magnoliopsida; Ericales; Theaceae. The record is from RefSeq and is a predicted model, not a curated record.